CUUUUUCUUCAUUGUUGGCAUCCGUUCUAGUGCCACUCCUCUUAUAACACGUGUAAUUAGGACAAGUUACCGCGAUUGGAUUCUUUAUUUCGCUGCCGGUUAGCAAUUUAGCUCUCUGAAGUCGGUUAACUCUCAUCCGUUAAAGAGUAUAUUUUAUUCGGGUCGCAUUUAUAACCUUACCAGUAUGGCGCUAUAAUCUUCUCACUGCUUUAAUUUUCAAAAACCACCAAAGUGUAUUUCUUUCACUUAGUUUCGUGGAUUUUAAAAUCCAUCAUGCCUUCCACCAAUGGGUAUAGCUUGCCUGUAGAAAGCAUUCUGAUGAGUAAGUCACCGAUGGUAGAGGAAAUGGACGGAGUGCCUGUGAAGGAGAAGAAAAAAGAAGCAAAACCAUUGAAUGUCUGUAUUUUUGAGGAUGUCAGUUACAGAGAGAAAAUAUUUGAGAACUUGAAUAAACUUCGAAAAAAUAGGCAGUUCUGUGACGUCAUACUACAGGUUGGUGCAUCUCAAGAUGUAAAGGAAGUGCAUGCCCACAGAGCUGUGUUAGCUUGUGCAAGCCCAUAUUUGUUUGAUCUGUUCACUGCUGGGUCUGGGAAUCAGUACAAGCUAAAUGGAAGCAUAGAUUUUGAUGCUUUUGAGAUUUUAGUUGAUUAUGCCUACCUGGGAAAGCUUGAAGUCCCCCCGAAGCUAGUUAAGGCAACUUAUGUUGCUGCUACUAAGCUUCGCAUGUUCUCUGCUGCAAAACAAUGUGGAAACUAUCUCCUUGAAAAUAUGACUCCUGAUAACUGCAUUAGUUUAAGGUCACUUCCUGGCAUUGCUUCAAACCCAGAACUUCUUCUGAAAGUGGAUAACUAUGUUCGUCAAAAUAUUGUUCAAGUUGCAAAAUCCAAAGAGCUGCUUGCUUUGCCUACUAUUCCUGUUGAGUUGUUGCAAAACAGCCAUGAGGAAAAGAACGCCACAAACAUGAAGCAUCUGUGUGACAUGGUUUUGGACUGGGUUAAGACUAUAACAGAAGACCAAGGUGUUAAACUAGAGGAACUGACUCAAAAGGUCCAUAUGUUAUAUUUAAAUCCAGAUCGCACUUUACAUGACUGCAGUGAUAUUGAAAAUGGGGAUCUGCAAGAUUCUGAAGUUAUUCAAGAUUAUAAAAAACUUUCAAGAAAAGUAUCUGUUCCAGGGAGUGGAAAAACAGGACGCAAAAAAUCUUCUCAGACACCAGCUAAACCUCGCCAGUUCUUAUACACAAAAUCGGAUUCCAAUUCUUCUCUAUCAUCACUUUCAGAUGAUGAGGAUAAAGACUGGAGGGUCAUCGUAAUUACUGGAAAUGGAGAAAACAGCAUGUUAGGUCUAGUUUCUGUUUACGGGAAGUUGACUGUUUUAUCAAUUGUUCAAAGAGUUCACUCUCCGAAUCAUAGUCCUUUAUCUUCAAGAAAUGCAUCUGUUGAGAAAAUCAGUAGUUAUUCGAUCGUUCCUCCUAUGAGUUCUGCGCGGUGUGCAGUUGGAACAGCUGAACUGGAGGGAAAAUUGCUGGUUUGUGGUGGAUAUGACAGAGGAGAAUGCUUGAAAACAGUUGAAGCUUAUGACAUGUCUACCAACAAGUGGACCACAAUGCAGCCAAUGAAAGUCCCACGAGGAAGAUUCAAUGCUGCUGUUGUGAAUAACAAAGUCUAUGCUGUUGGUGGCUGUGAUGGACAGAAAGAUUUAAGCUCUGCAGAAUACUGGGAUCCUGAGACCAGUUCUUGGAAGCAACUUCCCAAUCUCCCUGUUGUGAGAUCUCAUGCUGGUGUUUGUAGCAUUGACAAGAAAUUGUAUGUUAUUGGUGGGUGGAAUGGACAACGAGGAUUAACUCGAUGUGAUGUAUUCGAUACAGAAACUAGCUCCUGGAUCAAUAUGGCACCAUUAUCAACAGGUAGAUACCAAGCUGGUGUUGGAGCAGCUAAAGGGUAUGUCUAUGCAGUUGGUGGUUGCGAUUCUUGGAAUUGCUUGAAUACUGUUGAAAGGUACGAUCCAGCGACUGACAGUUGGUGUAUUGUUGCACCACUUCACACAGCUAGGAGAGGAUGUGGUGUUGCUGUUUUUAAAGACAAAAUCUACGCUGUUGGCGGUCAUGAUGGAAUCCACUCGUUAUGUACAGUUGAAAUUUAUGAUCCCGAAACAAACACAUGGAGCCCCGGUCCUUCUCUCACUUGCUGUCGGGCCAACGUGGGUGUCAGUGUUGUUGGUAAUAGACUCUUUGCUGUUGGAGGUUUUAAUGGAAAGACUUUUCUCAACACUGUCGAGUUCUUCGACCAAGAAAAUAACGAAUGGACUUCAUUUGUCGCGAAAGAGCACGGUACUUGCGAUUCGAUCCCAACGAAAAAUGGCGUUUUAAAUUGUGAUUCUGACAAAAGUGUGAAUGGAGAUUUGAGUGAAGAACAGGAAGUACACUGAUUGGAGAUUCGCCAUCUCGACGUGCACUUACUGAAUAACGUUCCAUGCUGUUACAAUCUCUUACCAGUGGAGAGAAUUUUGUUACUGUCAUUUGCAUGUUGCUUUUUGAAUCUAUCUGUUAUAAAUUUUUUGUUUGAAAGUGAUGUAUGAUUCUAUACAUGAUAUUCCGUUUUCGUGGUCCUAAUCGUAGGCCUUGUUACACGUUGAAACAUAUUAUACAAGUCAUUCCAAAAGUAGCAGUUAGAUGCUGCAGAUUACUAAAUUUUCUUUCUUUUUUUUAGUGUACAGAGAAAAAUAUUUUAGGAAAUGUAUUUCAUUUUUAGCAUAUUUAUUCAUAAAGUUAAAAUAGAAAAAAAAAUGCUCUUUAUUGGACAUAAUUUUAAAACCUUGCAGCUGUUUCUGAAAAUUGGCUAAUAGUUCAAAAUUUCAAUGCUCAGGAAGUUAUUUGUAUAACUUUUUAAUGUUUUAUCAAGAACCUUUUGCACUUUUGACACAUUGGAAAGAACAUUGUUGCGGCAGUGCUUUUAUAUAUUCUUUGAUACAGUCAAUGUUUGCUUGACUUAAUUUUUAUAAUCUGAUUUAUUAUUUUAUAAAAUUCUUGAAAUACAAUGGUCAUCAAUCAGAUUUUUUCAUCUGCUUGUAAAAAUGAAUUUAGUUUCGAAAAAUAAAAUGACUUUUUAAUUUAA
Messenger RNA from Uloborus diversus, 3113 nucleotides. Its product is annotated as influenza virus NS1A-binding protein homolog B-like. The coding region runs from base 274 to 2427 and encodes 717 amino acids. The record is from RefSeq and is a predicted model, not a curated record. The transcript has 12 exons. Lineage: Eukaryota; Metazoa; Arthropoda; Arachnida; Araneae; Uloboridae. Gene Ontology annotation, molecular function: protein binding.